Molecule: messenger RNA, 1817 nt
Organism: Esox lucius (northern pike)
Lineage: Eukaryota; Metazoa; Chordata; Actinopteri; Esociformes; Esocidae
Gene: tmco6
Product: transmembrane and coiled-coil domains 6
Exons: 13
Coding region: 106-1629 (507 amino acids)
Molecular function (GO): protein binding
Source: RefSeq, a predicted model, not a curated record
CACACUUUUAAAACAUUGGUGAUAUUGUUGAGUCGCCGAAGACAAUAACAACAUGCAAUUGCCUUAUUUUAACAGGAUAGAUCUGUAGCUAUCUAAGUUUCUGAAAUGUGGAGAUUGAACGUUGUCCGCCACAAGGCUGGUCGUCAGGGUAUUAGUUUGGAGGAGUUGAAGUUCAAGAAACGAGCACAUGAAAAAGAGUUGAGACAGGCCAGAAGGGACAGCCAGCUGGUCAGCAAGAGACUUCUGGUGAAUGAAGAUGAGGAUGAAGAGGGUGGCACCAUGGACACAAUGGCCAGUGAUCAAGUGCUGGAGUACCUCCAGAUGAUUACUAUUGACAGGGAUGUGGUGAAUAAAGAGGCCCACCUGAGAGCACUCAGAAAGGCCCUGCGCAGCCCCUCUGCCCACCUCACCUUCAUCAAGCAGCAGGGCAGUAUCUCGGUCCUGGUGACCAAUCUCAGUGGCCCCCACCCUCAGUGUCGUCUGGAGGCUGCACGCUGUUUCCAUGAGCUGUCUCAUUCCCCCCACCGCGAGGUGGACCCCUGGAGGCUGCGCCAGGCCACGCCCUACCUCAUCACCUACCUAUCCGGACAGAGUCCCAAGUUCACAGAGCUGUGUCUGUACACCCUGGCUAACAUGUGCCCGGACAGUGAGAAUGUCAGAGAGUUGCUUCUAGUCCAAGGCGUCGUACCUGCCCUGACCAGCUGCAUCCAGAUACACAGGUAUAACCUAGCUGUGGUUGAAGCAGUAGCAUUCACCUUCUCCCAGCUGGUUUCGGCCAACUCGGCAUCAGGGGAAAUGAUCCCGGCGGUCUUGGCGUCUGGUUUGAUCCCUCACCUCCUCUCAGCGUUGACCCCUGACCCUCAGUUUGGCCUAGGACCAGCCAUUGAGUGUGCCUGGUGUUUGCACUACCUGUGCUGCAGCAAUGUGGACAACGGGACUCUGGUGGCUCAAGGUGCUCUUCUACAGUGCACUUCCUUGCUGGUGACACUUGGUGGUGCUGUUGCUAAAGGAAGUGUAAUGGAGGGACUGGAGCUGUUGAUAUGGCCCCUGCUGCGCUGCGUAGGGAACCUGUUGUUGUCUGGGCCCCUCGGGGCCCUGCAGCCCCAUUUAAAGGAUAGCCGUCUCCUGGCUGCCCUAAUUGCGUUUGCUCAGGUCUUCCUUCGGACCCACCCAGCCUUGGCCAGAGAGAGCAUCUGGGUCCUUAACAACCUCACAGCUGACUCCAGUGUAUUCAGUUCAGCCAUGCUCUAUCUGAAUCUGGUUCCGGGCCUCAUCCAGCUGCUGCCCUUCUCUGAGGGCAUCAACACCAUGGUAUUAAGGGUUCUGGGUAACAUUGCUCAUCACGGAAGAGAGUACUGUGUCCAUUUGGCUCAGGCUGGCCUACUCUCUGCUCUCUGCGCCACGCUGAAGAUGGCCGACUCUGAGGUGGUGACCUUCAGUCUGGAGGUGCUGGGCCAGCUAGUGGCAAGUGACACACAGCUGGCGGAUGAGUUCAUUAAGCAAAGUGGGCUCCCCCUGCUGGAGGCCAUCCAGUUUAACAGCCAGGAGACCAUACGCAUCAGAGCAACACACCUGCUGGAACAUCACCUUACCCCACUCUGCCUGGUGGAUACAUCUGAAUCUCCAUGAAGAGUCUACAAAAUGGGAGUGUCACUAUGACUUGUUUUAACGGGGUUAUAAGACAUUUGUGUACAUUUAAAAUAUUUUUAUAAAAAGAUGUGAAGAUAUUCAAAUGUUUUUCUAUAACAUUAUGUGCUGUAUAUAUUUAUAUUAAAUAAAGAAAAUAUUUGUAUACUGCUUUAAUAAAAUGCUAAAGA